Molecule: messenger RNA, 1660 nt
Organism: Aedes albopictus (Asian tiger mosquito)
Lineage: Eukaryota; Metazoa; Arthropoda; Insecta; Diptera; Culicidae
Product: zinc finger protein 782-like
Exons: 4
Coding region: 240-1130 (296 amino acids)
Biological process (GO): regulation of transcription by RNA polymerase II
Cellular component (GO): chromosome
Molecular function (GO): chromatin insulator sequence binding
Source: RefSeq, a predicted model, not a curated record
UUUGAAUUGAGCUCAAAAACUUUAAAAGAAACUUUUGUCCCACUCGAACAUUUGCCCCACUUUACUCUAACGAUAUGCGUUUACGUUUUGUUCAAACCUUUGUAUGCACAUAAUUUCUAUUGCAAUGGUUUCGCAUUACUACAUAUCUACCUAGUUUGCAAUUUUUCAGAUAAUGUGAUCGGCAAUCGAGAGAAAGAGCGAGACUCAACGAAUAACAACGCUUGACUUAUAUAAAAAAUAUGGAUCAAUGUACGUUGAAUACACUCUGGAAUGUGAAAUCUGAGCCAUGUGAGAAAUCUUGCUUUGGAAUGCAACAGCCGGACACUCCAGCUGAAGAACUGUAUGAGGUUAAGACGGAGAUGAUUGUUGAAGGAGCAAAACUUGAAAUUAAUUGCCAUGAUGAAGAACUAUCCGAUAUACUUCCACCAACUGAGCCCGACAAAAUAGGAAUAACAAUCGACAGACCCUUCAAGUGCGACGUGUGCCCAAAGACAUUCCAGAUCAAACGAACUCUGUAUGCACAUAAGAGAUUUACUCAUGGAGCAAAGGAGCACUGUUGUCCGAUUUGCGGAAAACCAAUCGCGUAUCGACACCAAAUAGAGAGACACAUGCAAACGCAUGAUCCUAUCCAUAAGCGUUCUAGUAAGGAAACCAUCAUCAAUACGGAUGCCAUCAGAUGUGAAAUCUGCCAAAAAACGUUCAGUACUAAAGCUGCCUUGGGAAAUCACAACAUUUAUGUCCACAAGCCGAGAGACCACGAAUGUGAAAUUUGCGGUUUUCGAUUUCGGCUACGCUGUAGAUUGAUGAAGCACAUGGAAGGACACGAACGAAAGAAGCAGAAAUCUAAGUCACCAUCACUUGGAAGUUCGAUCAGCUCUGAUCAGAAGGUACGUUCAGAGAAUAACCUUCGGAGAGGUAAAUCGAUACAUUCAUGCUUGAAAUGCUCCAAACAGUACACAUCCAAAACGAAGCUGAAUCAACAUAUUAGAAGAAAGCAUCCGGAGAAUAGUACAAUGGAUAAGCAGCAUGUUGAAAUGGAAAAACUAUCGAACGCGAAUGAUAAUUGUCCGCAGAAUGAUGAAAUGGUUUUUAUGUUCGAGGUAGAAGUGAUAAAAAUGGAACCAGAAUGAAACAUUGACGCGUAUAAACGUGAACAUAUGAUAACGUGUGUAUUAAACUGUUCUAAUUUUUGUUGAAGUUUACAUUACCAAAGUUCAAUAAACGGGAAUUGGCAUAAUUGAAAUGCUAAAUAAACCAACUGAUUGGACGACCUUGAUGAUCAUAUGACUAAUGAGCUAGAGCUUUAGCUCGAAAGCUUGAUUGACCGUCCGUGGAUGCUACUCCAGUACAUAUCGCCAGACCAGCUACACUCACGCAAAGAACCAAUGAGAUUUCUGCCGGGAACUAAGCAGACAUCUUCAGUGUGUGAGUGUUGGUGAUCUUCUAUUUUUAGGCGACAAUGGCGCUUACCACGUCAGGUUGCAGAUCAAUAUGGGGAGAUGAAAUGAAGUGAUGGUUGCAAUCGUUUGUAUCCACAGCAGAUCAAAUAUACCUCUGCGUCUGCCCAAAUCCAUGCGGAUGUCUUAGUGUUGGUGGGAAUGGGUUCACACAUUGGUGCGUGGAUGCCAGACGAAGGGCGAAAGAUUAGUGUGUUUAUUAC